CCCGACCAGGUGUGGACGCGCCUGACCGCAAUUACGUCCACACAGAAGCUCAAAAAGUCCCAGUGUGAGUAUGCCCUCUCAGCGUAUGCGGAGCAGAAAAGCUCUCGCAUUCAUUGAAAUCCAGACAGACAUUUUUGCCAGUCGUCUGUGCUAAGGAUUGGAUUUUUUCUUGUCUUCUUGCCAAUCAAUCAAUGUACCGGUUAUGUCCGUAUUUAGUUGGGCUUAAAAAAAACAACCGAAUGAACCCGUAUCCACUUUCCUUCUUGACGGAUCGAUCCAUCGAUCCAUUCGAUUGAUUGCUUGAUUGAUUGGUGAAGUGAUUGAUUGAUGAAGUGAUUGAUUGGUGAAGUGAUUGAUUGAUCGAGUGUCUUAUUAGGUGUAGAGUCCCUCGUCCACCUUCCUAACCAGGCAUAUGGCAACGGCUGUGGUGGGGGGAAGGGGAAUGGACUUACCGGGGGGGCAAAAGGGAGUAGGGAAGACGGUAUCGGUAUCUUUAACUUCCUACUCCUCCUUCUCCUCCGCCUCGUCGUCAUCAUCAGCAGCGGCACCUCGGUCGACCAGCCCUUCUUCCUCCUCGCGCUUUUCUUCUUCACCUUCCUCCUUUUCUUUCUCCUCUACCUCUCUCUCCUUACCGUCGUCUUCAACAUCGUCAUCGGUCGUGUCUGGACUGUCAGCCAUGGCGCAGCAGGCGGGAGGUCGGCCUAACCAUCCGGCUGAUGCUGUUGGAAGGAGCGAUGGCCUCCGUCCAAGGCAGGGAGCAGCAGCAGCAGCAGCAGCGGGAGGAGGAGGAGGAGGAGGAGUUAUCACUGCAAGUGAAAGUGGCAAUGCCGGUGUUGCAGCAAGCAGCUCUUCGGCGAUUACCGCUGUUCAGCAGUCUCAGCCGCUGCAGCAGCAGCAGCAACCGGCGGUGACGGCUUUGUUAGACAGGCCAGAUUUCAACACCGUCGAUUUCAUCAAUCAGAUGUUUCCAAACGAGUCUUCGUUGGUGGCUGUAGAGCCGUUGAUCCAUCGGUUAUGGCACAAGAUAAGGCGGGUGGAUACGGAGAUUCUGGCGGCAGUACGACAACAGAGCUCGUCCGGGACGAAAGCUAGGGAAGACCUUGCCGCCGCGACCAAUGCGAUUCAAGAACUGUUUCUCAAGAUCCGAGAGAUCAAAGUGAAGGCGGAGCAAAGCGAGGUCAUGGUGCAAGAAAUUUGUAGGGAUAUCAAGAAGCUCGAUUUCGCGAAGAAGCAUAUCACCACGACAAUCACCGCCCUGCAUCGUCUUGCCAUGCUUGUCUCCGCCGUAGAUCAACUCCAGGUGAUGGCUUCCAAGCGGCAAUACAAGGACGCGGCUGGGCAAUUAGAGGCGGUGAAUCAGUUGUGCAGCCACUUCGAGUCGUACAAGGAGAUUCCAAAGAUCAACGAACUUCGGGAGAAGUUUGCAAACAUCAAGCAGAUGAUAAAGUCGCACAUCUUCUCGGACUUCUCCAGCUUCGGCGUGCAGGGGAUCCGCGAGAACGGGCAGCUGCAGCAGCAGCUGGCGGAGGCCUGCUUGGUCGUGGACGCCUUAGAACCUGACGUCAAGGAAGAGCUAAUUAGUGGGUUCUGUUCCAAGGAGCUGACGGCUUAUCAACAGAUAUUCCAGGGUACGUUGGAGGUAGCGAAGCUGGAGAAAGCAGAGCGGCGGUAUGCUUGGAUAAAGAAGCAGCUGCGCGCCAAUGAGGAGGUAUGGCAGGUGUUUCCAGCGUCGUGGAGGGUGCCGUUCCUGCUGUGCCAGCAGUUUUGCAAAGUGACAAGAGCGCAGUUGAUGGAGAUCAUGGAUGGGAUGAAGGACAGACCUGCUGACGUGGCAACCCUGUUGCAAGCGCUGCAGAGCACGCUGGAUUUCGAGAGGGAGUUGGAGGAGAGGUUCGCGUCGGGGGGAGGAGGAGGAGAUGGCAGAGAAGGGAGCCGGGGGAGCGGUUUUGCGGGGGGGGGGGGGGCGGGAGCAGCAGCAGGAGGAGGAGGAGGAGAGGGGGAUGAUGGAGGACCGGUCGUUGGUGGGGAUAACGAUGACGUGGACGGGGUGGAUGGGCGGGUGAGGAUGGUGAAGAAGAAGUACGAGAAGAAACGCAAGGAGGGAAGUGGUCAGUCCGCCGAGAGCGCCGCCUUUCGCGCCGGCGAUUCGGCUUCUUCUUCUUCUGCUGGUGCCGCUUCUGCUAGUGGUGUUGCUACCGGUAGUAACGGGAAACCGCAGCAAGGGGAAGGUGGGGGAGCACUAGCACCCUCCUCCUCCUCCUCCUCCUCCUACUCUCCGUCCGGUGGCGGAGCCAUCACUCCCUCACGAUUCACGUUCCGCGGUGUUAUCUCGUCGUGUUUCGAGGCCCAUCUCAGCGUGUACGUCGACUUGGAAGAGAAGACGUUGAUGGAAACCCUAGAGAAACUAGUCCAGGAGGAGACGUGGGGUGUGGAGGAUGGAACCCAGACUAACAUCUUGUCCAGCAGCACGCAGAUCUUCCUUCACAUCAAGCGCAGUCUGAAACGAUGCAGCGCGCUCACCAAGAACCAAACCCUGUUUAAUCUUUUCAAGGUAUUCCAGCGUGUUCUUCGCGCCUACGCGGGUAAAUUGACUGCCAGAUUUCCCAAAGCCACCGUCCCUAGCGGUAUCAUCGCAGCCGCCGCCGGAACGGACUGGCAGCAAGUCAGAGUGUCCGAAAAAGACGAAAAAGUGAUUUGCUAUAUCAUCAACACGGCGGAGUACUGCCACGAAACGACGGGCAAACUCGCCGAAAGCAUCGCUAAGGUAAUCGAUCCUCAAUUCGCUGAGAGAAUCGAUAUGCAAGAAGAGGAAGAGGAGUUCACAGGGGUCAUCACGAGAGCCUUGUCUAUCUUGGUAAUUGGUAUGGAGACGAGAUUAGACGCGGAGUUACAGAAUAUGACGAAGGUUCCUUGGGCGAAUUUGGAAGCGGUGGGCGAUCAGUCCGAGUAUGUAAACGGCAUAAACGCAAUCUUUUCGAGCAGCUCGCCUGUGAUAGCGGGGUUGCUGUCGGGGAUAAAUUACCUCUUCUUCAUGGACAAGUUGGCGGCGUCGUUCGCGCCAAAAUUUUACGCGGGAAUCUUCAAGUGCAAGCGGAUUUCGGAAACUGGCGCGCAGCAAAUGCUUUUGGACACGCAGGCGGUCAAGACGGCGCUGCUGGAGCUGCCAUCCCUGGGAGGCCAGAGCACAGUGCCGUCCAAUUACGCAAAGUACGUGAGCAGAGAGAUGGGAAAAGCGGAGGCGUUGUUGAAGGUGAUUCUCUCUCCUUCCGAGACGAUUGCGGAUACGUUUCGCGCCCUAUUACCAGAUGGUUCGGCGCAGGAUUUCAUCAGGAUGUUAGAUCUGAAGGGAUUCAAAAAGAACGAGCAGCAACCGUUGCUGGAGCAAUUCAGUCGGCGCGGUUAUGGCGGAGCGUCGUGUACAGGUGGCUCUUAUACACAUCUAGAUGUGUAUAAGAGACAGCCCAUGAUGCGCCCCCCCCCACCCUCUUAACUCGG
Chara braunii is the source of this 3495-nucleotide messenger RNA. NCBI's taxonomy places the organism in Eukaryota, Viridiplantae, Streptophyta, Charophyceae, Charales, Characeae. The record is from the annotation of a GenBank genome assembly.